CAGAUACGGUCCCACCGACUGCGGUGCUUGGCAACCCAUAUAAAACGUGAUGACGUCUUCCUCUCUGAGCGUAUUAUGGGAUGUGUGGAAUUAAACAGCGAGGGCAGUAUAUAGAAAAAUAAAUAGCUUAUAAACGAGGUUGAAGUAAACAUGGAGCUAUCGGCUGUUGGAGAGCGUGUCUUCGCUGCCGAGUCCAUCAUCAAACAACGCAUAAGAAGAGGUCGAAUGGAAUACCUUGUGAAAUGGAAGAGCUGGUCUAAAAAAUAUAGCACCUGGGAACCAGAGGAAAACAUUCUAGAUGCGCGCCUCUUCGCUGCGUUCGAAGAAAGGGAGCGUGAAAGGGAGUUAUUUGGGCCUAAGAAGAGGGGACCGAAGCCGGAGACAUUUCUGCUGAAGGCAAAGGCGAAAGCCACAGCAAAGACUUAUGAAUGCAGAAGAGAAAUGCCAAGGGGGAUUCGUGUUUCAUACCCUGUUCCGAUGCCUAUGAUUACACCGAGAGCUCGAGAAGGACUACGGGCUGUCGUGCCCACAAUCUUUCCCCCUAGCACGGUCAACCGAGGAGAGAGCGUGAGGGUCAGACUGCCAGAGACUGAGAGAAGGCCGCGACCGGCGCCUCCGCACCCAUUCAUGGCUGAGGAAUUUGUCAACAUCCCUAGAAAAAGGGGACCUAAACCCAAGUUGCGUUUACGAUUCAACAUGGAGCCAGACAGCUGUCCAACAGAGGAGCCCGCGAAGAGGAGUCGGUUAGAGGAGCAGCAGGACCCAUACGGUCUGUCUAAAAUGUCCAGACAUUGUCAUCAUGAAGGCGAAACAUCUAAGAGAAGUGUCAUCCAGUUGACACGCAGGUUUCAAGAGGGAACGAGCAUUGUGCCAAAAUCAAACAAAACUCAAAGACUGCUGGGGACUGUGUCCCAUCCUGGCACCCAUAGCCAUGACGGUAGACUCCUCCAUAAGGCUAGACUCGAUCAACAGAGCCGCAGGACUUUAGAAUGCCCUGGGGGCAUGUCUGUCCCACACCCCAAACUGAAACAUGUGUCCACCAAAAACCAUUUCUACAGAGCCAGUGACUCUUCUUCAUCCAUGCAACAGUCUAGGCCCAUUGUUGUCGCCAAAUCACCUGCAUCGAGGAGUUCUGGAGAGCAGUCAGCAGUGUCUUGGAGGCCUUGUCUGGAUAAUGUUGAGAAUGUGGUGGUAACCGAUGUGACAACAAACUUUUUGACAGUCACCAUCAAAGAGAGCAGCACAGACAAAGGUUUUUUCAAAGAUAAUAGAUGAAAUGAAGUCAGUAUCUGCUUCACAUAACAUGACUAACAAUGCAACAGCUAUUUGUAAGAAGUUAGUAAUAGCUUAAUCAUGAUCAUUUGAGAUACAUUUUCUAUAGGCCUAACUAUAUCCAGAGUUGUAUGUUUAAUAUGUAUUAUGUCAAAGUAUUUAAUGUAAUAAUGACAAAAUUAAACAUGUCUAUCUA
Molecule: messenger RNA, 1468 nt
Organism: Oncorhynchus mykiss (rainbow trout)
Lineage: Eukaryota; Metazoa; Chordata; Actinopteri; Salmoniformes; Salmonidae
Product: chromobox protein homolog 8
Biological process (GO): negative regulation of transcription by RNA polymerase II
Cellular component (GO): chromatin; PRC1 complex
Molecular function (GO): chromatin binding
Source: RefSeq, a predicted model, not a curated record